ACUUUUCAUACACACACACACACUAUAAAUAACUUAAAAAUUUACCAUUUUUUUAACCCCUCCCCUCCCUCAUGUGAGAAACAACCCCCAGACUCUCUCCUCUCUUCCCACUUGAUUCUUUCUUUCUUCUUCCCGCAGCAGCUCAACCCAUACAACCCCAGAUUUGUUUCUUUAUUCUUCUCUUCAAAAUCAAUGGGUUUUGGUGGCUUUGUGAAUGAAAUGAUCAUUGAUACUACUGUGGACGAUUUUUGGGCUGAAAAUGGCGAAGAACCGGCGGCGGCUGAGAUUGAGGGUGAACUGGCGGCGGCGGCUGAAGUUGACGGAGAACCGGCGGCAGUGGCUGAACUUGACGGAGAACCGGCGAUUCCUGCCAUGGACGACGUCCCUAAGCUUGAUGGAGAAAUUCAACAAAAUAAGAGUGACGAUGGUUCAAUAAAAGCUCCAGAUGUUGGUAUGGAAUUUGAUAGCAAUGAAGCGGUGUAUAAUUUUUACAAGACAUAUGGGAAGCGUUUAGGAUUUUCCGUAAGAACUCGGAGCGCCACCAAACAUAAAAAUGGCAAUCUAACACAAAAACCACAAAAAAGGAUCAUUGGAGAAGGGGAAGUACCCCACAACCGACCUCUCAG
This is a messenger RNA of Cuscuta europaea, 626 nucleotides long. NCBI's taxonomy places the organism in Eukaryota, Viridiplantae, Streptophyta, Magnoliopsida, Solanales, Convolvulaceae. The record is from the annotation of a GenBank genome assembly.